AUGGAUAUUUCAUUUCUUUGUAUGGAUAUUUCAUUUUCACCGAUAUUACCAAAUGAAAUGAUUGAUCGUAUAAGCAAAGAAUUAUCUGGAAUAGACCUAUUUCAUUUCACAUUAGCUAAUCACUCCGCUCUUAGUAUUAGCAAUUAUCAUUUAAUACAAUUACUUUAUUUACAACCUGAUCUUUCAUUCGAUAAAGAAACGAAAUCAUUACUUGAUAUGAGAAAAUCACCGCAUUUCAUUUCGGAAAAUGGUAUUAUGCUUACACUAUCCUCAUACAAAUGGAAUAAUUUUGUUUAUGGAGCAUUUACAUUAACAAUAAUCGAAAAUACAUUAAAGCAUCAUUCUACAAACCUGUUCUACCUUCUCGAACCACGUAUAUUAACCAAUGAAGAAUCUAUACUAUUCAAAAUUUGGGACAGCAAUCAAAAUAUAUCAAAUAUUGUUAUCAACUUGAAUCAAUUCAUUGAAAAUCUCACUUGCCGAUAUGAAUAUGAUACUUGGAGACCUUAUAUUGAUUGGGAUAUAUUUGUUAUUGCUGGUGGUUCAAUCUUUUCGUCUUUACUUGUCGAACCUGUAACAAAAAAUACAUCUGAUAUUGAUUUACUUUUUUUAAAACAAAAUUCACGAUUAUUUAAAACUGCAGAUUGUUUGCAAGCAUUGAAUUCUGGUCAUACAACAUGCUAUGCAAUGCCAGUUACUACAUCGCAAUAUAUGAGAAGAGUUUCACGUUUACUUAAAUAUCAACAACGUGGAUUCAAUAUUCUUUGUCCAGAAGAAUUCGAUAUAAAUGCAUUUCUCGCUACAAGCAUUGAACACUGCAACGAAUCUCAGCUUGAAAAAAUGUAUCGUUUUCGAAGACGCCAUUUCAAUGAUAACUAUGAUUCAUUCUGUCUACAGAAAAAAUUUUGCAAACAUUAUAAUUUAACAUAA
Messenger RNA from Rotaria sp. Silwood2, 930 nucleotides. The record is from the annotation of a GenBank genome assembly. Lineage: Eukaryota; Metazoa; Rotifera; Eurotatoria; Philodinida; Philodinidae.